AUGUCUCGUGGGUGCACGAGCGAUGCAGCAGCAGCAGCAGCAGCAGCAGCAGCAGCAGCAGCAGCAGCACGGCCGUCUAGCCCCGUUGAUAUGACAUCAGAUAUCCCGUGCGACGCGAGCAGCACCAGCAGCAGCAGCACCAACAGCAGCAGCAGCAACAGCAGCAGCAGCAGCAGCAGCAGCAGGGGGGGCUCAGCUGCUUCAGUUUCCUUGAGCCCCUCAGAAGGGCCCCGGCGUGUCUCCGAUGGAGACAGCUGGGCCUUGUCUGGGGCAGCAGCAGCAGACAGCAGCAGCAGCAGCAGCAGCAGCAGCAGCAGCAGCAGCAGCAGCAGCAGCAAGGGGAGCAGGAGAGCUGAGCGCCGGGGGGCCCCCCCUGAUACCUCUGAGGGGCCCCCCUUUGUCUCUAGAGCAGCAGCAAAGGGACAGAUGGAGACAGCAGCACACAGCAGCAGCAGCAGCGGAGACAGACAACGAAAAACAAACUGCAGCAGCAGCAGCAGCAGCAGCAACAGCAGCAGCAGCAGCAGCAGCAGCAGCGAGGGGUCCCGCGCCUCCAUAGACCAGCAGCCAACUCCUCGCAACCUCCGCAGUGAAGCCCCACGCACGACCCGCUCUGCUGCUGCUGCUGCUGCUGCUGCUGCUGCUGCUGCUGAAAGCCCUGCAGCACUAGCAGCAGCAGCAGCAGCAGCAGCAGAUGCAGAAGCAGCAGCAGCAGCAGCAGCAGCAACAGAUGGAGAGGAGUCCACAGACACAUCAGCCUCGGGGCCCCCCCCGCAUGCACUGCAGCGGCGAACGCGCAGCUCAGUAAGAACUCCUGCUGCUGUUGCUGCUGCUGCUGCUGCUGCUGCUGCUGAUUGGGGCGGUGGGGUGCAGGAGUACUGCAUAGAGCGGCGCAGCAGCAGGAGGGAAACUAUGAAUUCGAGGUGCGCAGCAGCAGCAGAGGAUGCAGACUUCGGGGCCCCCCCCGCAUGCACUGCAGCGGCGAACGCGCAGCUCUUACAGCAUAGAGCGGCGCAGCAGCAGGAGGGAAACUAUGAAUUCGAGGUGCGCAGCAGCAGCAGCAGAGGAUGCAGACGGAAGAGACAGUUCCAGCCGGGCUGUUCAUUUGUCUUCUGCUGCUGNGCAGCAGCAGAGGAUGCAGACGGAAGAGACAGUUCCAGCCGGGCUGUUCAUUUGUCUUCUGCUGCUGACUUUGCUGCUGCAGCAUUUGAUUCGACUGCAGCAGCUGCUGCUCUUGCUGCUGCUGCAAUGCCUGCUGCUGCUGCUGCUGCUGCUGCUGCUGGCCCUUCCUUAGUCAACGGGCAGCAGCAGCAGUUUCCGGUGGCAGCGGAGGGGUUUGUGCUGCAGCAGCAGCGGGAGGCUUUGCUGCUGCAGCAGCAGCAACUCCUGCUGCAGCAGCAGCAGCAUGAAGCAGCAAACGCACUUGGCGACAGCAGCAGCAGCAGCAGCAGCAGCAGCAGCAAAGGAUCAGGGAGAAGCCCGAAAGAGGCAGGUGGAGGGGCGUUGAAUGGCAGUAUAGAUAUGUGGUUGGCGCUGCAGCAGCAGCAGCAGCAGCAGCAACAGCAGCAGCAGCAGCAGCAGCUACUGAUGUCAUUCCAGCAGAGCAGCAGCAGCAGCAAAGGAUCAGGGAGAAGCCCGAAAGAGGCAGGUGGAGGGGCGUUGAAUGGCAGCAUAGAUAUGUGGUUGGCGCUGCAGCAGCAGCAGCAGCAGCAGCAGCAACAGCAGCAGCAGCAGCAGCUGCUGAUGUCAUUCCAGCAGCAGCAGCAGCAGCAGCAGCAGCAGCAGUCCUGUGUCUCUUCUCCUCGAGGCAGCAGCAGCAACAGCUGCAGCAGCUCUACGUUUCACGCAGCAGCAAGAAGGCGUGCUGUUACUCUGGGGCCGAGCUCUCCUGCUGCAGCAGGCGGCAGCUAUGCUUCUGCUGCUGCUGCAGCAGCAAGUGCAGCAGCAGAAGAAGCAAGAGAAACGCAGCAGCUCGUGCAGGGGGUCCGGCUGCUUGCUGCUCUUAAUCAAACUGAGGCAGCAGCAGACCCCUCCCAACCACCUGACCAGCAGCAGCAGCAGCAGCAGCAGCAGCAAGAGGAGGCUGGGGAACAGCAGCAGCAGCAGCAGCAGCAGCAGCAGCUUCCUCCCGAAAGAGCCCGCCUCCUCGCCUCCUGCAGCGAUGUCGUGGCGCCUCGUGAUUGGCGAAGGUUGCUGCUAGUAGACCAGCAGCAGCAGCAGCAGCAGCAGCAGCAUGAGCAGCAGCAGCAGCAGCAGCAGCAGCAGGGAGAGGCGCUGGUGGCUUCGCCUCCAAACGGCGUCGAGGAAGACGAGGCAAAGGGGGGCGGUGCAGCAGCAGCGCCGACAGCAGCACCAGCAGCAGCAACUGCAGCAGCAGCAACUGCAGCAGCAGCAGCAGCAACAGCAGCAGCAGCAGCAGCAGCAGAGGGUCUUUCUGGGUUUGCUGCUAAGCCCUCGCUGCUGUCGCUGCGCACACAAAUCAGCUGGCGGGGGAGGCUCCUCAGGCGGGCCUGUCUCUUCCCUGCAUAG
Messenger RNA from Eimeria mitis, 2529 nucleotides. RefSeq lists its product as uncharacterized. Lineage: Eukaryota; Apicomplexa; Conoidasida; Eucoccidiorida; Eimeriidae. The transcript is spliced from 4 exons. The coding region runs from base 1 to 2529 and encodes 842 amino acids. The record is from RefSeq and is a predicted model, not a curated record.